AUCAGUGAGUGGCGCUAUAGAUCGACUUCCAGAAAAGAAGUAUAAACGCAGUACAGAGUCUUGACGCCGAUCGGUCCUGUCCAUGGCGGAAGACAAGCCAAAACCUCGGCCAAUUAUCCGUAUCGGCCUUUUCCUCAUCUCUCACAGCCUUCUAGUCAGUGUUGUUUGCUGUACAGCAGGGGUUUUGUCUCUUUUGCUGUUGCCUGUUCUUGGGAAGAAUACUUACAUUUCAGAAAAUGCACUCAUGCCUGGUUCUGCCAGACCUAUGCUCUCUAACGAUGACGUUUCAGAAGGAGAGAGAUUCAUGAACCAGAUAUUACGUUUCGAUACUAUGAACACAGGCAUGGAAAUUCCAGAGAUGAUAACAGCCCAUAUAAUGGAUUUGGGUGGUGAAGUUAGUCAUCACAAGUUUCUACCGCAAUUUAAUAAAUUUCAUCCACUGCACUUCUUUUUGGGUCCUGAUGCAGGAACAAUCCCAGAGAAUUACAGUUGUUCAUCUUAUGGGAUCAAUACAGUUGGCAUAAUUAGAGCUCCACGUGGUGAUGGGAAGGAAGCUAUAGUAUUGGUUACACCUUAUAAUUCUUUGAAGAUUACAAGGGCCGAGGCUUUAUCACUGGGAAUUGCUUAUGCAUUGUUCUCUCUACUUGCUCAAGUUACUUGGCUUUCUAAGGAUAUUGUGUGGCUUGCUGCCGACUCAAGACAUGGAGAAUACACUGCAGUUGCUUCAUGGCUGCGAGACUAUCAUACAGCCUCAUUUGGUGACUUGAAGCAUUCUGAAAUUUGUGCUGCAAGUAAUUUGUCCAAGAUGGAAACAAUGCAUAAUAGCUUCCGACAUGCUGGCACAAUGGCAGCUGCUCUUGUCAUUAAGGUUACCAAUAGAAGCACUGAAUUCGAGAAGGAUGCUCUUACAAUAUAUGCCGAAGCAUCCAAUGGACAGAUGCCAAACCUAGAUCUUAUCAAUAUUGUGAAUUAUUUAGCAGUACAUGCGCAGGGUUACCGGGUGAAGGUGGAGAAAAUAUGGUCAUUGCUCAAUGUUUGGUGGCUGAAGAGUCUCGGACAAUUGAUUGAAAUGCUAGGAAAAUUGGCUGGAAGCUUAAAUCCUCAAUGGAAUUUUGGUAUCCCUGUUUCAGAGUAUGUUGAAUGCACUGCUACUCUAGCCAGUUCCCUGUACAACCAGGCAUUAGGUGUCCCUACUGGUCCCCAUGGUGCCUUUCGUGAUUACCAGGUGGAUGCCAUUACUAUGGAGAUCUCACCGAAGUUCUCUUCAAGUCUUAAUAAUCGACAAUAUGAGAUCCUUUUGCAUGUUGGAAGGUUGGUUGAAGGAGUUGUCAGAUCGGUAAAUAAUCUUCUUGAGAAGUUUCACCAAUCCUUUUUUCUCUAUCUCUUAACAUCGCCAAGUAGAUUUGUGUCGGUUGGAGUCUACAUGAUCGCUUUCGCAUUGCUUGUUGCUCCUCUUCCACUAGUUGCCGCUUCUCUUUUUUCUGAUGCUACUAAAUCAAACCCUGAUGCGGAGGAAGAUAAAUCUGCUUCUAAACCAGCCUCUACUCUCCAACCUGCCCCUACUUUUACAUCGUGGAAAUGGCUUUACGCUGCCAAACAAGUCCUCGUUGUCCACUUAUGGAGUGCCAUUGUAACAUUACUUCCUUAUUUCGUUGAUCAAAUACCUGACUCUUCACCAACUACUAAGCUUUCAAUUUGGAUCGUGCUUUCAAUAAUUACCCUCCUGUUCUUAGAUUCAUUCUCUGGAUCCUCAUUUCCGAGCACCAUUCGAUCUCGGGAUACAGAAUGGAUUCUCCUGAAGUCGGUAACUGUUGCAGCCACCUUCAUUGGUCUGUGUCUUAUGUCAGUCAUAAACUUCGCAACAGCAGAAAUUGGAGCAUUGUUUCUCGUUCCAAUGUGUUUGACAGCAGUACCCUUGAGGCUAGACAAUAAAGUGAAUACUUUGAGAGCUCUUAUCCGGGGAGCUUGUAACGUAAUCUUUAUAUUUGUCGGGUUUCCUGUAACUGUGUUUUUUGUGUUGAAAGGUGCAUUAGAAGGUUUUGACAACAUGAGAUUUGGGGACUUUUGGAAUUGGGCUGAGUCCCUGUGGGCAUGGAACAGUGCCACAUAUAUCUAUAUGUGUAUGGUUCACCUGCCUUGCUGGGUAUUGUGUAUUCAGACAUUAUUACAUCGUUUUUAAUGGUUUCCAAUUGUUUGUUUGUGGAAAUUGUUCCAGAUAAACUCAAUGUCAUGUACUUUAUUGUAGAAGACAGGCUUUUGCUUGGAUGUUUACAUGAUGGUGCGAAUUCUCUUUUGGAGUCUUAA
This is a messenger RNA of Olea europaea var. sylvestris, 2304 nucleotides long. RefSeq names its product glycosylphosphatidylinositol anchor attachment 1 protein. Lineage: Eukaryota; Viridiplantae; Streptophyta; Magnoliopsida; Lamiales; Oleaceae. The transcript has 6 exons. Gene Ontology annotation, biological process: attachment of GPI anchor to protein. Gene Ontology annotation, cellular component: membrane; GPI-anchor transamidase complex. The record is from RefSeq and is a predicted model, not a curated record. Bases 83 to 2179 code for a protein of 698 amino acids.